This is a messenger RNA of Talaromyces proteolyticus, 2136 nucleotides long. Its product is annotated as Alpha/Beta hydrolase protein. Bases 1 to 2136 code for a protein of 711 amino acids. Gene Ontology annotation, molecular function: dipeptidyl-peptidase activity. NCBI's taxonomy places the organism in Eukaryota, Fungi, Ascomycota, Eurotiomycetes, Eurotiales, Trichocomaceae. The record is from RefSeq and is a predicted model, not a curated record. The transcript is spliced from 3 exons.
AUGAGCGCCGAAGGCAUUUUUCCGGAUGUGGUUGGGCUCUCGUAUCGAUGCGGAUCCAAUCAGGGGACCGUAACCGACCAUUUCACGUAUUGUUAUGAGCCGGGAGCUGAGGUUACGUUUUCUAUUGGAGAUCUCAUACUUGGAAAGACGGUUGGCAAGCCCUUGCUCUCCAUACUAGAUCUUGUCUCCGUUGAAGUCUCCACAUUUGAUCCCAAGGUGAUAAACCGCGCGAGAUUGCUAUUCAGCCUUUCCUCAGCUCAGGGAUUUGAAGCUCCAAUCAUCAUUGACAAACAUAUUCAAGAUGUCGUUAGCAAAUACGCCUUCAAGAUCAACCUAGAUUCUCUCAAUGUUUCCGAUCUAGAUGACGCUCUCUCUUCCAUCCAUAGUGAACUCGGAAUUCCGCCCAAGACAGUGUCACAUACGCGGAAUCACCUACGAAGGGCUGCAGCCGGCUUCAAGGUGAUGCGAGACCUGCACAUCCCGACUCAAGAUGGAGGCUCUAUACUUGGCGAUGUUUAUUUACCCGUUGAACAUGGAAAAAGAUACCCUGUUUUGAUCAGUUGUACGAUUUACGGAAGGCGAGUCUUCUACUCUGGUCCGGACUUGGAUGACACAGAUGACAUCGCUGCCUUUGAGAAAGCCGAAGAUGAUUGGCAUUCAACCUCUGGAAGCGUUCCUAUUCGAGUACCAAGAGGUUCAUGGGGAACUUCAUGGGAGACGCAGAGAGGAUUUGAGAACAUUGCAACAUUCAACACAUUCACUUACGUGCCCCGUGGCUAUGCCAUGGUGAAGAUAGAUCCUAGGGGCGUGUCCCAGACUGCAGGUAAAAGAGGCGUCCCUGGAGAGUUAACGAGUGAUUUCUAUGAUGCUGUUGAGUGGGCUGCAGAACAAAGUUGGAGUAAUGGGAACAUUGCCCUUGUUGGAAGCUCCUACGGAGCGAAUGUCCAAUGGAAUGUGGCGAGCUUGAGACCCAGGGGGUUAAAGUGUUUUGUACCUUAUGCAUCUGAUAUUGAUACAUAUCGCGAUGCGGCUUAUAUUGGAGGUAUUCCAGGAUCGCGCUAUUUAUCUGACUGGUAUCGCCGAGUUAAACUGUGUUCCCCGAAGUGGACCGAUCAUAUGGACCUGUUAAGCAUGAUGAAGGCGCAUCCCUUCUAUGAUGCCCUUUGGAGCGCGGUGAAUUCAAGUUUGGGACCAAUAGACAUGCCUUGUUUUCUAGCUGCUUCUCAGAUAUUUAUGAUCCAUGGUCGAGGUGCAUAUGAGGCCUGGAAAACCCGUAAUCCUGACAAUACGCAUCUACAGCUCGUUGAUUGCGAUUAUUAUUCAUGGCCGAGUCGUGAAUCCUCCGGGAAGAUAUUACAGUUCCUUGACCAUUACCUUAGAGGAAAUGAAUACCCGAUCCCGGAAACGGUUGGCAUUCAAAUACGGCUGGGGAAUGGAGAGUGGUAUUGGCGAAAAGAAAAGAAUUGGCCUGUACCUGGUACUUGUUACACCAAAUGGCACCUUCGAGCCGAUGGAAGCCUAUCCACAGACGAAGCAAACAACACAGAAAAGUGCUUUUCCUACGCCGCCAGUGUCCCACAAAAUGGCAAGUCGGGAGAAAGCUUUCACUCCCUUCCAUUCGAGAAUGACAUUGAACUUGCUGGUCAUUUCAAAGCAGUCCUCAGCAUCUCCUCGAGUGUGGCAGACGCAGAUAUAGUGGUCAUGUUAUGGGCGGUGAACGAAGAGGGAAAGAUCGUACCAUAUAGCUCCAAGGGAGAACCCGAGCCUCUAGCCAAAGGAUUUCUUCGCGCAAGCCAUCGGCAGACUGAUCCUUCAAAAAGCACCCCUGAGAGACCAUGGCACACACAUAUCCAGGAGGAUAAUGCACCACUGAAGACAGGCGAAGUGGUCCAGGUUGAAGUUGAAGUCUUCCCGGCUGCAGCAAGGAUUCGAAAGGGAUGGAGACUUCGCGUGGAUAUCUGUCCCUCAGAACAUCAGCCUGAUAUUCCUGGAUACAACCCUCUUGAGAUGAGAGAGUGGUACGGCGAGGUAAAUGAUGGCGGAGUUAAUGCAAUCCACGUCGGGGGUAAUCGACCGAACUACAUAGUGUGCCCCGUCGUGCCGCUUCAGGAAGGCUACCGCAAUUUAGUCCAGUAA